Messenger RNA from Perkinsus marinus ATCC 50983, 312 nucleotides. RefSeq lists its product as hypothetical. Bases 1 to 312 code for a protein of 103 amino acids. NCBI's taxonomy places the organism in Eukaryota, Perkinsozoa, Perkinsida, Perkinsidae. The transcript has a single exon. The record is from RefSeq and is a predicted model, not a curated record.
AUGCAACAGACUGCAAGUGUUUUCUCGAACCCCGCCUACUGCAACAAAACAGAUGUGGUUCCUCAGAAGGCUCAACUGGCCGUGAAACUCCACUUCGAGAAGGAGGUCUUCAGGACUCGUAUGGAAGCUACCAAGGAGGAGUCUCGAGUUGAUGACAUCCGUCGUCUGGCCAGGACAGCGUGGCCUGAGCUGGUCCACAGAGACUUCAAUGUAUUCUAUGUUGAUGAUGACGGAGAUAAUUGUCCACUCAUUGAAGAGUCGUGGGCUGACUUGGUGUCGCUUGUGAGUGAGCGUCCACCACCGAGAUUGUGA